Molecule: messenger RNA, 708 nt
Organism: Cydia strobilella
Lineage: Eukaryota; Metazoa; Arthropoda; Insecta; Lepidoptera; Tortricidae
Exons: 2
Coding region: 1-708 (235 amino acids)
Source: RefSeq, a predicted model, not a curated record
AUGGCUCUUAUACAACUUGGAUUUCAGAUUAUAUUCAUUUUCAUCCCUUUGGCGCUCGGUGUGGCAUUGAACGGUGCUGGCGGCUCGGUGGUCGGGCUAACCUACAGGGACGACUUCGACUUCGAGCAACGCUACCGGCGCGUGCACGACUGCGAUCCCUUCUACUGGCACCCGCUCCACCUGCCCGAGGAGUGCGCGGACAUGUACGAAAAACUUAUCCGCAAUAGGCUUCCUGUACGCCUCCCGAAGCGAACCGAUCACCUGUACCGACCCAUGCACAUCUCUCCUGGCAUACAAAGCUCGGGACCAUUACCUUAUCAAUAUUCGUCUAAUCCGGUUUACCAAACGAUAAUCGGAAUAGAAGAGGAAACCGUCCCCCGCGAGUUAACACCAUAUGAAGAAAUGUUAGAAUCCGUUCAGAAGGAUGUCAAUAACUUCCCUAGUGUUCCAUCAGUAAGGGACAUGCCAAACUUUGGUCCGGUAGCAGUAUAUCAACAGCCAGUGUCACAAAUCAGCGCGGAUAUGAUAAAGAAGGUUGCAAUGACUUAUAUUCAAUCAUCCGAUGACAAAGAUAGAAAAAGAAAACGCCACCGUAGCGGAAAAAGUGGAAGAAAGUGGAAGGAACUUGUAGGCAAAGUCCGUCGCCAUGAACGAAGCGGCUGGAAGAAAAUAAACAAUGGAGAUAUUGUUAGCAUUUCGAAACCUUAG